Cydia strobilella is the source of this 3359-nucleotide messenger RNA. It is a transcript of the gene DCTN2-p50, whose product is annotated as dynactin subunit 2. The record is from RefSeq and is a predicted model, not a curated record. Gene Ontology annotation, cellular component: centrosome; cytoplasm; dynactin complex. Lineage: Eukaryota; Metazoa; Arthropoda; Insecta; Lepidoptera; Tortricidae. Bases 128 to 1234 code for a protein of 368 amino acids. Gene Ontology annotation, biological process: mitotic spindle organization. The transcript is spliced from 10 exons.
GAACGAAACCAUAUUGUCAAAGUUGACAAAAGACGAAAACUACUGACGUCACUUUUGCCCGAAUUUGUAUAUUUCAAAAUUAUAAUAAUUUAAGAGAACUACGAAUAUAUUUACCAUUCAUUAAAAAAUGGCAGACCCAAAAUACGAAAAUUUACCAGGCAUAGCAUACGACCAGCCUGAUGUAUAUGAAACUGGCGACUUGCCUGAAGCCGAUCAGCAGGAGCCCUUUGAGGAAGAAGAGAACGAAAGUAUCGAAACCCUGCACUUGUCUGUGAAGGAUUCUUUCAAUAACUUCAAAGGGAAGUUUUUGACUGGUGCAGUAGAUUUCUCUGACCGUUUAAGCAGAAAAAGUAGGAUUGGAUACAGGGCUGGUGAAUACGAGCUGGCAGCAGAAGGAGAACCAGAGACAGUACUGGAGCGCUACAACAGGUUGCGGUGCGAGUUCUCAGACUUGCUGGAGCAAGUGGCUGAACAGCAAAAUAAGGCCACGGAAAGUGAGAAGGACGAGUAUUCCCGCCUGGCGACUCAAAUAAACGCGACCAAGAAGAUUCUGGAGGAGCUGAAGCUUGAGGAAGGUGAACAUGUCGACCCCACGGCUGAAAAACUCAAGGAGUAUUUAGCUCAGGGUGGUAAGAAGAAACAGCCGGGCGUAGCGACCGCUAGUCUUAAGCUGAAACCUGAGGUCAACCUCGGGCAGACGACGCGCAUCGCUCAGCUGGAACACAGGUUACAUAAGUUGGAGCAAGCAGCCGGCGUAAGAGACGAAGAGGCUUUCCGAAGACUGCAGGCUGCAACCGGAGAGGCGACGCUAUGCGGCGCGGCCGCUACACUAGCGGCGCAAACCGCUCUGCUGCGGCCGGCGGAGAUAGCGGCAGCGGACGCUCGCGCCGCCUCGCUCCUCGCCAACGUCGAGGCCAUACGCGCCGCUCGCCCCUCCGACCCCGAGCUCGACGCCAAGGUCAACGAGUUAUACAAAUUAGUGCAGCAGAUCGACGGAAUAUCACAUUCAGAGAUCCUUGAGAGAAUGGAAGCCCUUGAAUCUCUCCACAACCAAGCGAGUAACUUCGGCAAAUCCUUGACGGAGCUAGAAACGCUACAGAGCACCAUCGCGUCCGGCGUCAAAAACAACAAGGAACUCUUGCAGGGCGUACAAGAGGUGUUCGCGCACAACAUCGACAGCCUUCAGAAGGAGAUCAAAAAACUGGACGACCGCAUCGGCAAGCUGACCGCGUGAUGAGGCGGCCGCGAGGUUACAAUGGCAACUAUUGUUUAAAUUAACUUAGGAAAUGGGCUUGUAAGCUUAUCGCCACUUGCACCAUCCCACUAACCCGGGGUUUACCGGUCAAACCGUUAACGCAGUGUCAAAGUGUACUGGUAACCAUGGUAACUCCAGGUUUAACCGAUUAACCCCGGGUUAGUGAAUGGUGGAAGAGCCGCUCGCCUGCAACGACUGGGCAAGCAACAGUGUGGAAGAGCCGCUCGAAAUCCAUAUGAAAAACAUACAAAUAGUUUAUUCACCAAAAUAAGUUUAUAAAUUGACAUCUUAUAGAUUGAAAUUAACAUUAAUGUUUUACAAUUAAGAUAAUAUCCUAUAGCCCCAGACUAGGCGCAGCGUGUAUCUUGAGAACCGGGAUAAUUGAUUUUACUGAGAGAUUUUAACUUGCCUGAAUAUGUUGGCCAUAUUUUGAAUGAGAAAUCUAACAUUAAAUAUGAAAUUAAUUUAAGUACAUAAAGUGCAUGCAGAAAAAAUACAAUAAAAGAAACGUGUUUUAUUAUACAAAAGCUUAUAAUGGCUGCCACAUAUUGUCACCUUGUCGCUGCCUAGUCCUUGUAGUCGUAGUUGGAAUUUUCUGGGGUGUUUUUUUAGCUUUAACCGCUAAUCUGUUAGGUAAACAAAUGGUAUUGUUUCUUUUAUGCAGUGUUUACUACUCUGACUCCGUAAUAAGUGAACGGGAACAAACCCGUUUAAACAGCAAUUUUACCAUCCAAUUUAUAUGGUUCAAAUUCAUGUAACAGGUCAUUCGAUUCGUUAUUUACAAAAAAAAUAUACCUGAAUGAUCGUUCUACAUCACCCAAACGUGUUAUCUCCGAAUGAGCUGUUACAUAAACUUGCACCUUAAUACUAUCACGAUACAGUUGCUUUUUAAACGACAUUUGAUACACGUGCGGAAUACGGGAGCUGACCGCUUGCAUAAAAGAAACAAAAAGGCUUUUGUUCAACAGAUUAACGUUUAUGCCCAAAAAAAAACACCUAAAGUUAGACCAAGAAAAGUGCAACGAUUUUGAUAGCACACGCAGUGCAAGUGUUAUUCUAAACGUCAAACUUCUAUGAAAUUAUGACGUAUGAAAUAACACUUUUACUACGUGUGCUAUCAAAAUCGUUGCACACUUUUCUUGAUCUAAGGGUUGGUUGCACCAAACUGUUUGUCAUCGUUAAAGAGUUCGCUAAAUUUCAUUGUAUGGAAAGUUUCAUAGUAAACCGCCGCGGCGCGCCGGGUUACGUUGAUCAGUCUGUCAAGUGCGGAUGGUGCAACUGGCACUAACUCUAUCAAAAUUUCAACUAUAGCUUAGACACUUUUACUGCAGAAAGAGGCGGGCAACUCUAAUGGGUGAUUAACUCUUAGUUUAGUUAAAAAAUAUGCACCAGAAAUUAUCUUACAACAAAAAUAAAGUUACAACGCGGCUAGAUACUCCCGAUUAAUAUAUUAAUUAGAUGUCAGAAUUGAAUUAAUGUAUUAUUUACUGUAAAAGUGUUAAAUUGGAAUAUAAAAAUAUUGUUGCUCGUUGUAAUCUAAAAGUCGGGUGUUACCAUAUUUACCUGCACUGUAUUUUAAUUACAUCCUAAAAAUAAGUAUUUUUGGCCGCCGACGCUUUUAUUUACAUGAUGGUGCCAUGGCCAUAACCAGAAUUCUGAUUUAUUUACUUUAGACAUUAGAGGAGAUAUCCUAAUAACAUCUUCCGAAAAAAUAUAUAUCACCAUGAAUAUACUAAAUUAAUCAUUUUUAACGCCUUGUCAUAUUAUCGUGACUGCCUAUUUAUGUAAAAUACACCUUAAAGCACUGCAAUUAAGUCUUCAGUUUCUUUGUUCUAUAAAAUAUUAGGUAUUAGGUGCAGUGAAGUCUUCAGAAUAAACCUAGUAUCACUAAAAUAUAAAGAUAUUAGUAUCAAAAUGUGUUUGAAACUAUAUAAUGUAUUAUAAAUAUUUCUCUACUUUGCAAGGACUUUUUUCUAAACUUGACAUGAAUGAAAUUCUGUAUGGAAUUAACUGCUCAUAAUUUUUUAUCAAUGCUGUUGUAAUGUGUAAUAUCAGGAUAGAUGCUUAAGAAAAUAAUUUAUUAUAAAGCAAUUUAUAAAGCUGA